AUGCGCGCAUCCGACUCCGCGGGGGCCCGCGCCGCCAUGGUCCGGGAGUUCAACAACCCGCAGUCGACGGAAGACAUCCAGGUCUUCGUCUCGAACAUCCGCAUCGGCGCGGUCGGGUUCGACUUCCACGAGUGCUGCUGCAAGGGCAUCGUGUUGGGCUGGCCGUGGUCUGCCAACAUACAGCCGACACCACCCAAAUCAUGCUGUGGUCCGCUCGCUCUGCCUGGCGGCACAGUCCGACUCCUUAAGGAUAAUCUUGCACGAGUUUCUGUCCUUCAACAAGGUCGUGCGAGGUGUCCCAGGUCGACAAACGGGCUCGGCUCGUGGCAAGGAAGCCAGCAGCUUCAUCUCCACGAUUCACAAAGUGACACACUCUAG
This is a messenger RNA of Thyridium curvatum, 378 nucleotides long. RefSeq lists its product as uncharacterized. The record is from RefSeq and is a predicted model, not a curated record. The transcript has 2 exons. Lineage: Eukaryota; Fungi; Ascomycota; Sordariomycetes; Thyridiales; Thyridiaceae. Bases 1 to 378 code for a protein of 125 amino acids.